AUGGCAGAAUGGUUUCCGUCUUGUCUUUACAACUUCAUCACUCUACUUGUUCUAGUUUUGUGCAUGAACCCACCAUUACUACCAUCUGCAACAACGUCUCUUAACGUGUUGAGCUUCGGGGCCAAGCCAGAUGGUAAAACAGACUCCACUCAAGCUUUCAUGGAGGUAUGGGAUGCGGCAUGUGGAGCUUCAGAUUCAGCCAUGAUAUACGUCCCCAAAGGAAGGUACUUGCUGGGUUCUCUGCAGUUUAAAGGAGAAAACUGCAAAACAAAUGACAUCACUUUUAGAAUUGAUGGCACGCUGAUGGUUCCACCUGAUUACCGGGUGCUUCUUCAGGUUGAAAACUGGCUCAGCUUCAAUCAGGUUACCGGAGUUUCAAUCAUCGGCGGAAAACUCGAUGCCAAAGGAUCCGACUUGUGGGCUUGCAAGGCUGCGGGUGGGAACUGCUCUGACCUGGGAGCCACGACAUUGAGAUUCACAAACUCCAACAACAUUAGAAUCAAAGGGUUAAUGUCGUUGAACAGCCAGAUGUUCCACAUCGUGAUCAACAAGUGCCAAAACGUGAAAGUUGAAGGAGUGAAAGUCAUAGCGGCCGGAAACAGCCCGAACACCGACGGCAUCCACGUCCAGCAAUCAACAGAUGUAGGCAUUUUCAACUCUACCAUAAAAACUGGUGAUGAUUGCAUCUCCAUCGGUCCUGGUACCAAGAAUCUAUGGAUUCAGCGAGUCGCAUGCGGCCCUGGCCAUGGAAUUAGCAUCGGAAGUCUAGGCAAAGAUGCUGAAGAGGAAGGAGUUCAAAAUGUGACAGUGAAGCAGACAGUAUUUGCUGGUACCACAAAUGGGCUGAGAAUAAAAGCAUGGGCCAGACCCAGUACAGGCUUUGUUCAGGGAAUUCGGUUUCUAAGCUGCAGAAUGCAAAAUGUGGAAAAUCCAAUUAUAAUCGAUCAAAAUUACUGCCCUCACAAUAAGAAUUGUCCCAACCAGGUAUCAGGCGUAAAAAUUAGAGACAUUACGUAUCAAGAUAUUCAAGGAACAUCAGCAACACCAAUAGCUAUAAAGUUCGAUUGUAGUUCCUCUCAUCCAUGCACAGGCAUACGAGUUCAAAACGUCAAGUUGACAUAUUUUGAUGAAGCAGCUGAAUCAUCUUGUACCAAUAUAGAUGGAAAGUCUUUUGGAUUGGUUAUACCAAUUGUUGAUUGUUUCUAA
Carica papaya (papaya) is the source of this 1206-nucleotide messenger RNA. RefSeq names its product polygalacturonase-like. Gene Ontology annotation, molecular function: polygalacturonase activity. Gene Ontology annotation, biological process: carbohydrate metabolic process. The record is from RefSeq and is a predicted model, not a curated record. Lineage: Eukaryota; Viridiplantae; Streptophyta; Magnoliopsida; Brassicales; Caricaceae.